This is a messenger RNA of Glossina fuscipes, 1028 nucleotides long. Its product is annotated as chymotrypsin-1-like. The transcript has a single exon. Gene Ontology annotation, molecular function: serine-type endopeptidase activity. The record is from RefSeq and is a predicted model, not a curated record. Gene Ontology annotation, biological process: proteolysis. Lineage: Eukaryota; Metazoa; Arthropoda; Insecta; Diptera; Glossinidae. The coding region runs from base 32 to 820 and encodes 262 amino acids.
UUUCAUUUAAUACUUUAAGAGCAAGCGAAACAUGAAGUUCUCUAUAUUAACAUUAUUAGUCUUAAUUACGAGUGCAAUCGUUACGGCAAAAUUAAUAAAAUAUCCUGAAAAUUAUCAAAUUCCACAGAAUCGAGUAGUAGGCGGCAGUGUGGCUGAAGAUGGAUUGGCACCUUAUCAAGUAUCGCUACAAAAUCAAUUCGGUCAUACUUGUGCUGGUGCUAUUAUUGCUGCCGAAUGGAUUUUAACGGCAGCACAUUGUGUAGUCUUCAAACAGCCUGAACAGAUCUUAAUUAUGACGGGAAGUCAAAAUCUAUCACAUCCAGGCGUUUUUUAUCAUGUAGAUCACGUUCAUCUACAUUGCAAUUACAAUGUGCCCGCAAAUCAUAACGACAUAGCCUUGUUGCAUUUGAACUCGAGCAUUGUGCUUAAUGAGAAAACCAAAAUUGUUCCUUUACCUGUAGAGCCCAUGAACGAUGGUGAUGAUGUUCUACUUACUGGUUGGGGUUCCGAAUAUUUGUGGGGAGCGACGCAGCCCAUAUUAAUGAAAGUUAAUUUAAAAUAUGUGGAGCAUAAGCGUUGCAAAAAGAUGCUGAAUUUUGAUCCCGACUUAGAUGUGGGCCAUAUGUGCACGUUUACCCGGGACGGUGAAGGUGCUUGUCAUGGCGAUUCGGGUGGUCCUUUAGUAAGCAACGGUUAUCUGGUGGGCAUCGUUAACUGGGGCCAACCAUGCGCCGUUGGUUAUCCCGAUGCUCAUGCCAGUCCCUAUUUUUAUUUAGAUUGGAUACGUCGAACCAUGAGCCCGAAUAAAAAGUGUUCAUAAACGUUUUUUUAAAUAUAUUUAACAUAAAACAAUUUAAACAAAAUAGUUUAUAAGUACUUUUAAUUAGGUAGAAAAAGUGAAUAAUUGUAAAUUUAUUAAGCAAAUAAACGCCCGGAGUAGUAGAUGAAGAGAGUGGGAGAACAGCAAUGAACUCGUUGAAAAAUUAGAAAAUUUAAAAAAAACCCGUUAAAUAUAUUUGGAUUUUGAA